Messenger RNA from Diospyros lotus (date-plum), 1037 nucleotides. RefSeq lists its product as uncharacterized. Gene Ontology annotation, cellular component: Golgi apparatus. Gene Ontology annotation, biological process: intracellular protein transport; protein localization to organelle; Golgi to plasma membrane protein transport. Bases 114 to 713 code for a protein of 199 amino acids. Lineage: Eukaryota; Viridiplantae; Streptophyta; Magnoliopsida; Ericales; Ebenaceae. The record is from RefSeq and is a predicted model, not a curated record. The transcript has 6 exons. Gene Ontology annotation, molecular function: GTP binding; GTPase activity.
AACAUUGAAAUGAUAUGCAUAUCAUGAGGAACACCAUUCAGACAACGUGAAGUCUAUUUUUUCUUCUUUCUUGAAGGUUACAAAGAAGAGAUCACAGAGAGGAUAAAGCAGAGAUGUUUUCAUUGUUUUAUGGACUGUGGAAGUAUCUAUCUAGUAAGACAGAGUAUCAUGUUCUUAUUCUUGGAAUCAACAAGGCUGGGAAAACAUCUUUACUGGAGAAGUUGAAAUCGCAAUACUCAAAUUUGGAAGGCCUGCCUCCUGAUAGAAUUGUGCCAACUGUGGGCCUAAACAUUGGGCGUCUUGAAGUCUCAAAUACAAAACUGGUGUUCUGGGACCUGGGAGGUCAGCCUGGUCUUCGAUCAAUCUGGGAGAAAUAUUAUGAAGAGGCACACGCUGUUAUGUAUGUAGUUGAUGCUGCUUGCCCAUCACGUUUUGAAGAUUCAAAAUCUGCACUUGAAAAAGUUCUUCGGCAUGAGGAUAUGCAAGGAGCUCCACUUCUGAUAUUAGCAAACAAGCAGGACCUUGCCAAUGCUGUAUCAGCUGAAGAACUUGCUCGAUAUCUAGACCUAAAGAAAUUGGAUGAAAGGGCUUACACAUUUGAAGCUGUUUCAUCAUAUGAUGGGUCGGGAAUUAAAGAAAGUGUGGAGUGGCUUGUAGAGGUAAUGGAGAGAAGUAAGAGAACAGAAAUGUUGAGGGGGUCCGUGCUGGCUUAACAAACCUGGGAUCUGCUUAGAAGAAAAUUAUACAUGGAUCUACAAUUUUAUUGUUUUCACCCUUGUGUAACUCUUGUAAUCAUGGUUCAAUUUCCAUCCCACAUUAUUGGAAUUUACUGAUUUGAUUACACCUUAAAAGCCUCAUAGUUUUUAUUGUUUGAAGCUCUCUUCAGGGUUGUUACAUGAAGUGUAGUAGGAAUAGUUCUUUUUUUUUUUUCAGUAGACAUGCAGUUGAGUUAAUUAAGAGAAGUUCUUUGGUUUCUGUGAAUAAUUAACAUUGUGCAUAAAUUGAUGUCCAAUUGAAAGUCUUCUUGAAAUUAAGAA